AUGGCUGGAUCGAGUGGUGCUGAUCUUCGAGCACCGAUUUUCAAUGGGGAAAACUUUGAUUUCUGGCAGAUAAAGAUGAAGACCAUUUUCAGAUCUCACGAUCUGUGGGAUAUGGUUGAAACGGGGUAUAAUCCUCUGGUGAAGAAAGAAGGCGAAGAACUUACUGCCGCUGAGCUAAAGCAGCUGAAGGAGAACAUGAUCAAGGAUGCUAAGGCUCUCGGUGUUAUUCAAGGUGUUGUGUCCGAUGAAAUUUUCCCACGAAUCGCCAUUCUAGAAACAGCAAAAGAAGCCUGGGAUAUACUGAAGCAAGAGUUUAUUGGAGAUAAACAGGUGAGAUCUGUGAAACUUCAAAGCUUAAGGCGUGAUUUUGAAUAUACUCGGAUGGGUGAACAUGAAUUAUUUUCUAUGUAUCUUGUGCGUCUGUUUGAUCUCAUUACGCAAAUGAAAAGUUAUGGUGAGAGUAUUGGAAAUCAAAGAAUAGUGCAGAAAUUAUUGAUUAGUCUUCCUAGAUCCUAUGAUAGUAUUGUAGCUGUGAUUGAGAAUACACGGGAUUUGGAGACAGUUGAUGUGCAGGAUGUAGUUGCUACUCUAAAAGGGUUUGAGCAAAGAAUUGAGAGACACUCUGAAAAUAAUACAGAAAAAGCCUUUGCUAGUUUAAGUAUAGCUCCCAGGAAGAACAAUUACAAUGGCAAUCAAAGUUUUAAACCCACAAAGAACUGGCAGACAAAGAGUAAGAAAUGGGAUAACAAAUCUGUGCACCAUCAAGGAAAAUUUACUGGGCUUUCUGAUAAUGUCAAGAAUGCUUGUAAGUACUGUGAUAAACUUCACUUUGGAGAGUGUUGGUUCAAGGGGAAACCAAGGUGUCAUAACUGUGAUAAGCCAGGACAUUUUGUCAAGGAUUGCAGGUCAAAGAAGGUUACUCAACAGGCCAAUUAUGCCAAACAAGUGGAGAACAAUCCAACCAUGUUCUAUGUGUGUAUGGCUGCUGCAGUGAAGAAGGGAUAA
Malus domestica (apple) is the source of this 1005-nucleotide messenger RNA. The record is from RefSeq and is a predicted model, not a curated record. Lineage: Eukaryota; Viridiplantae; Streptophyta; Magnoliopsida; Rosales; Rosaceae.